This is a messenger RNA of Aphanomyces astaci, 592 nucleotides long. RefSeq lists its product as hypothetical. The transcript has 4 exons. The record is from RefSeq and is a predicted model, not a curated record. The coding region runs from base 43 to 396 and encodes 117 amino acids. NCBI's taxonomy places the organism in Eukaryota, Oomycota, Saprolegniomycetes, Saprolegniales, Verrucalvaceae.
CCACCAGCCGUUUCUUAAAGUGCAGUCCCAUCGUCGUCAAGCAUGUCCGAGGCGAUGCUGGCGUCCAACGGCAAAGGCGACAAGGAGCGGUUGACUCUGAUGGAGCGGCAAGACAACGAGACGGGGAACGCCCCUAUGCUCGCGCAGUUGCGAAUUAGUGAGCUGGACAAGCUGGUGGCACGGGUCAAACAGAAGCAGGCGCUGUGCAACGAACUGGUCAAGCACUACAACAAAGAACUGCAACACAUUGAAAACGAGUCCAAGAAGAUCCACGAGCGCUACGAUCCGUUGUGCAAACGACUGGAGCAGCGGCUUUUAGAGCAAGAGACGCAAAAGCGCCAGUACGACGAGAUCUCGAAGUCCUUUGGCGAGGUGGUGCAAAGGUUCCAUCUGUAGGUACUUGAUGUACUCAUCUGUUUGGAGUAGAUACUGCACACGACCAAGACAAGGCUAAAGAAUAGCCAGACGGACGGCAUCCGCAACCUCCGCCGCGAAGCGAACAAGGAGCUCACCGACAGCCGCGGGUUUGCCUCGGACGUAGGCAGCACUUUUAAGCAAAAAUAUCGCAAAUAACUUGAAUUUUAUUCCGAUA